AUAUUUGUGUGUAAAUAUUUUUUAACUCUGUGCUGCACAAAGACAGAAAGAAGACAGGAGAGACACACAGUCUGCCUGCCUGCCUGUGUCUCUCUCUCAACAACCACAGGUGUAGCCAGUUUUAUUUUGGAGACACAAAAAACAGGGAAACGGGGAGAAGAAAGCAGGAGCUGGAGAUGUGCCGGGUUCACUUUGGAAUGAGAAUAAUAAGGAAUUAUUUCGCUUUUUUUUUUUUUUUUUUUUUUUUUAAUUAACCACGGUAUGAGAACUGGAAAUGCUGAGUAAAUUACCUGCCCUGAUGUGUAGUCCAGCUGUAUAGCUUGAACCCAAUAAUACAUAAAGAAAUACAAAUAAAAUGCAUGAAACAAUCUUUCGGGAUCAUUUCUUGGGAUCAGUUGUUUUUUAUUUUUUUGACGAAAAGAUUGACAAUUUUUUUGUUUUGUAUUUUAUUUUAUUUUUGACUUUUAAAUCGUGACCAAAAAAAUUGACAAAACAGGAAGAAAGAAAGAGGUGAAUUGAAAUAAUUCUUUGGAUAUAUUUCGGGGAACAUCGUGUUUGCUGUAUUUUUAUUUAUUUAUUUAUUAUUUCUCUCCCCAUAACCCUUGGAGGAAUUUGAGUUGAGACAGAGCAUCUUUAUUUCUUGUAAAGUUUUUAAAUUAAAAAAAAACAAAAAAAAAAAAAACAACAAAAUCAGAAAUCAAAGAAAAAUGAUCCUGGGUGACAGAAAGAGAAGAUCCUGAAGAUCCUUGCGGUGCUGGUGUAUUUAUUUGGGGGUUCUCCUCCUCCUCCUCGAGGUGUCCAGCAUGUCAGGGGGGCGCGCUGCCGUGGCCUGGCCAGCUACUGGGGCCAGCAGGUGGAGUUUUGAGCAUCCGGUGGGGGUGGACUGUAGCGACCCUGAACCCCGCUGCAUCUGGCUGGCUAUCCUGCGCAGCGUCAGCAAGGUGAAGCACUCCAAAACAGGGGCGCAGGGGACCCUCCCUCCACCCCGCAGCCAGGAACGCAAGCAACAGCCGGCGAAGGGGCGGAGAGAUGGGGCUGCCUCGUCCAAUGAGAAUGCACAGCCGGCCUCUGGGGAUGGACUGCAGUGGCCCGGCCCACGCUCGCUGGUACUGCACAAGAACGCCCAGGGAUUCGGGUUCACGUUGCGGCACUUCAUCGUGUACCCGCCGGAGUCUGCCGUGCACAACAGCCCCACGGAUGAAGAGAAUGGAAAUGGAAAAGGAUACCAGAAGGGUCGGCUGGAGCCAAUGGACACAAUCUUCGUGAAAAAUGUGCGUGAGAGAGGCCCCGCCCACAUGGCAGGACUUUGCACGGGGGACCGGCUGGUGAAGGUGAAUGGAGAGAGUAUUCUGGGUAAGACCUACUCCCAGGUCAUCGCACUGAUCCAAAACAGUGACAGUAUCCUGGAGCUCUCCAUCAUGCCCAAAGAUGAAGAUGUUUUACAGCUGGCAUACUCGCAGGAUGCCUAUCUGAGAGGGAAUGACCCAUUCCGCGGAGGAGCCCAAAACCUGCCUGAACCUCCUCCGAUCUGCUAUCCGCGCAAAACCUACCCGGGGAUCCCACCCCAGAACCAGCCUCCGCAGCACCUGGACAACUGGCCCUGCCGCUCAGGCUCCCAGGGGCCCUCGCCCCCCCUGGAUAACCGCACGGGAGGGGAGCCGGGGGGAGUGGGACCCUCCAGCCCAGCCCACAGAACCGAGGAGGUACAGUACGGGAUGACCUGCCGGGGUGGGGGUGUUCGGUCUGUCUCCUCUUCCUCCUCUGCAACCAGCCCACCGCCGCACCAGAACCACAGCGCGGGGCGCCCCCUCGCCCCUGCCCAGCCCCCAAGGCAGGGCAGCUCCCCCCGGGCUGGCAGCGAGACCCGCCUCCCCUCCCCUCAGCAGCCCCAGCCCCAGCCAGCCCCUGCUCGCAGGCAGGCCCAGCUCUGUCAGCAGGCUCUGUCGGACUGGUAUUACAGCCAGCAGGGGCCCCACAGGCCCCCUAGCCACCCUGCCAUGCCCCCGCGACAUCGCAGCUUCUCUCAUGACAGACUUGGGGACCCCCCUCCCCUCAGCCACUUCCGGGGGCCCCACAGUGCUUCGCAGGACUUCCUCCUCCACCAACACCACUGGGGCCACCCCUCUGGGCCCCCGAGCGUGAUUGGGGACUCCUGCUGGAGCGACGCAGGCAGGACGCGCUCGGAGAACCAGCUGGCCAGCAGACGGGAGCUCCACGGCCGCUCGCUAGAGACCCUGGACCGAGCGGUGAUGUCCCCCAGGCUCGAGCACCCGACCUGGCUGCAGCGCCAGCACAGCAGGACCAGCGUGGGAACCAGCGCCCCCAGUAACAGGGAGAGAGCCCAGCCCCAGCCCCAGCAGCCAGCUCAGCCGGGCAGCAGGGAGAGGGGGAGGGAGGUGCCCAGGCUGCCUCCCCAGCAGAGCUUUGAGGACCCCUUGGUGGGCUACCGCAGCUACAGCCCCUCCUUCUACCGCAAGACUGACCUGCUCCUCAAUGCACACUCCUUCAGGGACCCCUCCUAUGCAGGGCCCCGCCUCAACUGGACGCCCACCCCCAAAACCAGCCCCCCAGGGGAUCCCGAAACUGAUGCCACCUCCACUCCUCCCCUUCCCCUUCCCCCAGUCCAGGACGUGGUGCGGAGACCGACCAAUCAUGAACGAGGAGUGGGAGGGGGAGGGCUGAGGGAGGACGUGUCUCAGAUACAGCAGCAGCAGGAGGUGGUUUUGAGACAGAAGCCCCCCAUAGGCCGACGCACAUCUUAUGGAUUCAGACACCCCCACUACGCCCUGCCCACUGACCCGCAGGACUCCCCCGCGCAGAUAGGGGCUACCCAGGGGGACACGGGGCCCUGCAGCGCCAACAGGGGUCUCCCGCCGCUACCCAUAGACGAUGACUCGCUGGCAUCCAUCCCCUUCAUAGACGAGCCCACGAGUCCGAGCGCUGACCUGCGAGCCAGACAUGUGCCGGCCUCCUCCGUGGUGUCGAGUGCCAUUAGCUCCGCUCCCCUGAUCACCACGAGCCCCGCCUCCCCCACCUUCACCUUCCCGCUGACCAGGCUCUUCUCGCAUGACUGCAGCAGUAUCAAGGCCAGCCGCCGCUCCUCCUAUCUGCUUGCUAUCACAACGGAGCGCUCCAAGUCAUGUGACGAGGGUCUCAACACCUUCAGGGAUGAAGGCCGAGUCUUCUCGAGGCUUCCAAAACGAGUGAAGAGCUUUUUCACAGACGGGUCUCUGGACAGCCUGGGUGCUGCGCAGGACAUUCGCUCGAAGCGCCAUUCCACCUCGGAGCUCAGCAACCUGACCUUCAGCGACGUGCGCAGGGAGGGCUGGCUGCACUACAAGCAGAUCCUCACCGAGAAGGGAAAGAAGGCAGGCAGCGGGAUGCGUCCCUGGAAGCGAGUGUUCUCUGUGCUGCGCUCGCAUGCGCUCUUCCUCUACAAGGACAAGCGAGAGGCUGUGCUCUUCAACACAGCACACUCAGAGGACGAGCAGCCAAUCAGCAUCCGCGGCUGCCUGGUGGACAUCGCGUACAGCGAGACGAAGCGCAAACACUCUCUGCGGCUCACCACGCAGGACUUCUGCGAGUACCUGCUGCAAGCCGAGGACCGCGACGACAUGCUGGGCUGGAUCAAGGGGAUCCGCGAGAACAGCAGGACCAGCGGGGAGGAUUCUGGUUUCUGCGGUCAAGCGCUGAUUAACAAGAAGCUGAACGACUAUAAGAAGCAGAGCCCCACAGGCAGCAAGCCCGACUCUCCUAAAGGGACCCGAAUGAAGCCCCCUUUCCUCACGGCGACGGGGGCGCCCCGAUCCCCCAGACAUGACUCCGGGAACAAGGAGGACAGCAGCCCCCCCAAGUCUCCCUGGGGGAUCAACAUCAUGAAGAAAGUGAAGAAAUCGGUACCCAAAGUGUUUGGGGUGCGGCUCGAGGACUGCCAGCACGGGGUUAAUGAGAAGUUUGUCCCCCUGAUUGUAGAGCUGUGCUGUGGCCUGGUUGAAGAGAUGGGUCUGGAGUACACUGGUAUCUACCGGGUCCCAGGAAACAAUGCUGUGGUAUGCAGCCUACAGGAGCAGCUCAACAAGGGCAGCAUUGACAUCAACCCUGCCGACGAGAAAUGGCAGGACCUGAAUGUGAUCAGCAGUCUGCUCAAGUCUUUCUUCAGAAAGCUUCCAGAGCCCCUCUUUACUGACGACAAAUACAAUGAUUUCAUAGACGCUAACAGAAUGGAGGACGCAGGAGAGAGACUGAAAACAAUGAAGAAACUGAUCCGAGACCUGCCAGAUUAUUACUUCCACACACUCAAGUUCCUAGUCGGUCACCUCAAAACAGUGGCUGACCACUCCGAUAAAAACAAGAUGGAGCCUCGUAACCUGGCCCUGGUUUUCGGCCCCACGCUGGUCAGGACUUCGGAAGACAACAUGACUGACAUGGUGACUCACAUGCCAGACCGCUACAAGAUUGUGGAGACCUUGAUACAGCACCACACCUGGUUCUUCAGUGAGGAGACGGACAAAGAUGACAAGACUCCAGUGGACAAGGCAGACAUGCAGCCAGCGCCCAACAUUGACCACCUCCUGCCCAACAUCGGGAGGACUGGGGUGCUGGCAGAGGCCUCGGAUUCAACCAACAGCGACUCAGCUAAAUCUAAGGGCUCGUGGGGGUCAAAGCGGGAGCUGUACUCCAAGGAGCUUCUGGCCCUGUCCAUCCUGUCGGCUGUGACCCGCAAGCGCAAGAAGCGCCAGGACGCCAGAGUCCGGGGCAACAGCACCGACGAGGACUCGGAGCACGAGCCAAUCAAAGAAGGAGCAGGAAGAGAGGAGGAGGAGACUAGAGGAGAAAGGCAGGGAGAUGAUCCCAGGAGCCAGGAGGAGGAAGAGGAGCAGUGCAGAGCCCCAGAGGCGGCGAAGGAGAGGCCCCCCCCAGACGCUCGCUCCAUCGUUUCGGGGUACUCCACACUGUCCACGCUGGGGGAGCGUGGAGGGGAGGAGGCGGAUGACGAGCGCAGUGAGCUGCUGAGUGAGAGUGGAGGGGGGCUGCCGGAGACUGACACGGAGAGUGGCUUUGCCUCGCACCCCCAGACACAGGAGAGACCCCCCAAGCAGGACCGCCGGAGGAGGGGCCAGGAGCAGGAGAAGCUCUCCCAGCAGCUCUCCCAGCAGCUCAGCAAGCUCCCUGCCCCCGCCCCCCCCAGCAGCUUCCUGUACUCGCACUGCAGACUGGGAGCCACAGGGGGGGAGGGGGGCCCCCGCUCAGAUACCCCCUCCUCCCUCUCAUCCAGCACCUCCACCUCCAGCACGGCUCCGCGGCUGCACAACCGGCCCUCCUUCAACUCCCGCAGGCUGAUCCAGUGCGACACGCUGGCCCGCAAGAAGCUGCGUGGGGGGGAGAAGGGGCUGCCGCGGCCCCCGGGUCCGGAGAAAGACACAGGUGGUUGUGUGCGGUCCUCGCUGGGGGAGGAGGCAGUAGUUGCCGUGGACACUGCAGACAGUGCCGACAGUAGCAAGGUCUCCGUUCCCAGGAUAGUGUGCAGCAACCAGGAGAGGCUGGGCGGGGAGCUGGGGGGGGAGCGCAGGGUGAACGAAGCUGCCUCUUUCUCCCCAGCCUCAGUAGGGAAGCCCCUCCCCAGACCUCGCUCCUCCGCGGACGACAUGUUCGGCGUGGGCCUGCGCAAGCCCCACUCCCCUGAGACGCGCCGCAAGAAGAAGGCGUGGCGCCGGCACACAGUUGUGGUGAACACCAGCAGCAUGUCCGACCCCCAGAGCGGCAAGAGACUGUCUGACCCCUGCAGUGAGGGUCGGCCGCGCUCCGGGAGCUAUGGCAGCCGCCCUCAGCCCCCACAGGACAGCAAACCUGCCCGCACCAGCUCUGUGGACCUGCCACCCCCCUACCCCCACCCCCACAGCAGCGCCCCGAGCUCUACGCCUCAGCACACAGUAGCCUCCCGCUUUCACCUGUAUCUCUAGGGGCGGCAGGGCAAGGAGAUCAGCCCUGAUCUUUGCAGGAUCCCUCUGCUCAAGCCGCUUGCAUUCUCCAUCAUUCCUCCAGUCCACUGCCCUUCAUCAAAGUAUCUUAGACAGAUCUCCUUAUUUCAGAAAUGCUGAAAACAGUGAAUUAGUGAAGGGGCCCUUUAUACAGGCGAAACAGGACUUGUACAAUUCAGCGUCAACACGGACUAACAGUGACUUAACCAAAUUAUCGAAUGGUGAAAAAUAUCGAGGGAGCACUAUAUUAAUUUUCAUUUUUUACAUUUUU
Molecule: messenger RNA, 6249 nt
Organism: Polyodon spathula (Mississippi paddlefish)
Lineage: Eukaryota; Metazoa; Chordata; Actinopteri; Acipenseriformes; Polyodontidae
Product: rho GTPase-activating protein 23-like
Exons: 26
Coding region: 804-5960 (1718 amino acids)
Biological process (GO): signal transduction
Molecular function (GO): protein binding
Source: RefSeq, a predicted model, not a curated record